Messenger RNA from Sclerotinia borealis F-4128, 1767 nucleotides. The record is from the annotation of a GenBank genome assembly. Lineage: Eukaryota; Fungi; Ascomycota; Leotiomycetes; Helotiales; Sclerotiniaceae.
AUGGCGUCCACAAGUCUAGGGCAAAUUGCCGCAAAAGUUGCCGGUGUUUCAACUGGACCUUCCUCCCAAUAUCAAAGUCAACAACGCAGCCCAGCUCAAAUAGCUGCGGAAACCUCGGGUGUUAGCAAGCCCACCCCUGCUCACACAAAUACCUCCACAUAUAUCACCGAUCUUUAUGGACAUCCCUGGCCUGCUGAUGGAUCUCAUGCUUUGAACGUUGGCGGACUUCCCGUAACAUCCGACCCAUUCCUGUUUGAAAAGCAGCAAACCUUCGUGCGCGAGAAGAUUGUCGAACGUCGAGUUCAUCCUGCUGGUUCUGGUCAUUUCGGAUACUUCGAAGUAACCAAAGAUGUAUCUUCACUUACCAAAGCCCGAUUCUUGGGCGAAGUAGGAAAAAAGACCCCCGUCUUUCUCCGCUUCAGUACCGUGACAUUUGGGAAAGAGUUUCCAGAUCUCGCGAGAAACCCUCGUGGCUUUGCAGUGAAAUUCUAUACUGAAGACGGGAACUACGAUGUUGUCGGAUUAAACUGGCCGGUUUUCUUCGUGAGAGAUCCAAUGCAAGGACCUGACAAUAUUCGUUCGCAGUCGAGAAAUCCCAAGACUUUCUUCAUUGAUUAUGAUGCCACAAUGGACUUUCUGGCAAAUGUGCCCGAGUCAAAUCAUGCGGGAACUAUGUUCUUCUCGGAUUCUGCCACUCCUGAUGGAUGGAACUUUCACGGAUAUGGAUGCCACACGUUCUCCUGGGUUAACGAACAGGGUGAAAGAGUUUUCAUCAAAUACACUUUCCUCAAAAAGGGUGGCCAGAAAUUCAUGUCAUUUGCUGAUGCACAGAAAAAUAUGGGUAUGGAUCCUGAUUACUCCAAAAAAGAUAUGUACAACCAGAUCGAAAGCGGAAAGGAGCCAGAGUGGACCGCCUAUGUACAAACCAUGACGGCUAUCGAAGCCGAGAAACAAUCGUUUGAUCCCUUUGAUGUCACCAAGGUUUGGCCACGUAAGGAAUUUCCCCUCCAGGAAUUCGGUCGAAUUGUCUUGAACAAGAAUCCAGACAACUAUCACCGAGAUGUCGACCAAGCCGCCUUCUCGCCUUCUUCCCUAGUCCCAGGUAUCGAACCCUCUCCAGAUAUGCUAUUGCAAUGGAGAAUGUUCUUUUAUCGCGAUGCACAAAUGUAUCGUCUGGGUGGCAACAUGCACCAAGUCCCCGUCAACUGUCCAUUCAUGGCGCAAAACUACGCACCCCUCUCGCACGACGGAGCCAUGCGCAUCGACAACAAUAACGACGAUCGACUCAACUACAUGCCCAACUCCUACGACAAACCGCAGUACUCGGCCCGCGCAUCCGAAACCCCCUUCCGCGUCGCCGACUCCAUGGUAUCUCGCCAAUCGCACCACAAAAACGAAGGCACAGAUAUCGAAUACGUACAAGUGCGCGAAUUAUAUAACCGCGUCAUGGAUGAUGAGCAGAGAGAUCACCUGCAUUCCAAUACGGCCUUUUGCAUGAAUACGGGUGUCAGCAAGACGACGCGCGUCAAGUAUUUGGGGCAGGUGUAUAAAAUUUCGCCAAAGUAUGUCGAGGGUAUUAUUUCGUACUUGGUGGAUAAAAAUGUUACGUUGGCGGAUGCAAAGAAGGCGAGUGAGGGGGCGGAAAUGAAUGGGAAGAGUGAGAAGUAUAAGCCGAAGGAGAGUGCGCAUCAUUUUUUGACGGGAAGGGAAGUUGAGGGCGAGGGUCUGGUGCCGCCUAUGGGUGGGUUGAAUGUGCAUAGUGCUUAG